Molecule: messenger RNA, 357 nt
Organism: Staurois parvus
Lineage: Eukaryota; Metazoa; Chordata; Amphibia; Anura; Ranidae
Source: the annotation of a GenBank genome assembly
UCUGUGUCCCUGAGUAACGAUUCUGUGUCCCUGAGUAACGAUUCUGUGUCCCUGAGUAACGAUUCUGUGUCCCUGAGUAACGAUUCUGUGUCCCUGAGUAACGAUUCUGUGUCCCUCAGUAACAAUUCUGUGUCCCUGAGUAACGAUUCUGUGUCCCUGAGUAACAAUUCUGUGUCCCUGAGUAACGAUUCUGUGUCCUGAGUAACGAUUCUGUGUCCCUGAGUAACAAUUCUGUGUCUGUCCCUGAGUAACGAUUCUGUGUCCCUGAGUAACAAUUCUGUGUCCCUGAGUAACAAUUCUGUGUCCCUGAGUAAACGAUUCUGUGCCCCUAAAACAGGUCUGUCUCUCUUGAAUGAC